This is a messenger RNA of Aspergillus pseudonomiae, 2505 nucleotides long. RefSeq lists its product as uncharacterized. Lineage: Eukaryota; Fungi; Ascomycota; Eurotiomycetes; Eurotiales; Aspergillaceae. The transcript has 4 exons. Bases 1 to 2505 code for a protein of 834 amino acids. The record is from RefSeq and is a predicted model, not a curated record.
AUGUCGAUCAAUUGGUUUCGCACCCUGUCUCGGGGUCCAUUCUUUGAAUCCCUCCGCCAAUCUCACAGAGACUAUCCAGUUAACGCUGGAUUUCUACGCUCCUCCUCGUUCAACUUCGUCAAUCCACGCCACAAUGUCAUAACCACCACAGAUUGUGUGACACAAAGACUCCUAGAAUCAGACAUCGCAAGACUAAGCGACGAGGAAGUAUUGUCGUUGUUCACCACCGGUUUCUUUGGCGGAUAUGUCUUUGCUUGCGAAAGGUUAAUCCUCAGAGCUGGGGGAUGGAAAUUGCUCUCGGCACAGUUUUCAAAUUUUGAAGAUGCCCCGGCGGCAAUGGCCAUCUGGAACUACACUAAGAUCCCAAGCACCAACCUCUUACCACUUGGCAGCCGCUUCUUUGGCUCCUUCAAGCUGAUAGACAUGCAUAUAUCUAAAGCUUCAGGAAUGGAGCCUAGCUACGUCGACUAUGGAUUUGGCUCGGAUCGGUCUAGAUUCGCAGGAUGUCACCGAGUCCAGGUCACUCGGUCACCGCAGCCUGAGAUCAGCUUGCAGCAGUUUAUAUGUAAUCCGACCAAGGACACCCCGUCAUUUCAACUCUUUCCAUCGCCGUCAAGAACCAAGGCUUCCACGAACCCCUUUCGCCUGGAGAACCAAAGAGACACGGGCACACAACCUAGGGGUUCAAUCCCUCUGAAUGAUCUCAAUGGCAAAGAUAUCAAGACAGAGGCGCUGCUUUUCCAAAUCGUUGACGACGCGAAUAGCAUGAAGGCCGCGAAGAAAGCGAAACCCCCUCGGUCGACGCCUGUAUCCAUACCAGAGACUGUACAGGAACUGAGGACGCCUGAGUCGCUUUUUAGCAAGAGCCCAAAAGAUAACACAAAAAGUCAAUGGGGUUCGCCGGCGAGUAAUGUCAGUCAGGCGUCCCCGACGGGGAGCAGAAACAACCAUGUAGCUUCCCCACUGGCUCAGGGAGCUUCUGGGGCCUACAGCUCACCUGUCAUUCCUAUGAGGUCCAUAUUCCCUCAGUAUAAUCCCAAUGUGCCUCUCAGCCAGCAACAAUACUAUCCCCAACUCUCCACCAAUACGCGAACACAUAGGCCCAAGGAGCUCCCCUUCACACCACCGCCAGAGAUUGACCGUGCUCUUGGGCCAAAGACCGUCCCCGCAAGCGUGAUGAACUUUCCAGCAGGUGUUCUCGAUCAAGUCGAGAUACAAUACUCGUCCACUACCGAGCUUAGGAGUCUUUGGGAAGCAGCCAAUGGCCAGCGUCCGCAAGACCUAGCCGGAAACUUCAAUUUGCGUGUGGCACGGACGGAAGCUGAAACAUACACGUUUGGCGACCCCCAUGCGCCAUUCUAUAAGAUGCAGACAUAUUCGACCAACGAACUAUCCAUCACCAGGACCAAUCCAUCCAAGCCAAAUAGUAGCAUUCCUAUCAUGAUGCUAAAACUUGAAGACCGCCGGCGCGAACCCCCAAAUGACGGACUUGUGUCCAUCCUCUUCUCCCGUCUGGCUGCAAUGCUGGCCAUUGACGAAGCGGAAGUACUAGCUAGAAAGCGCCAUCUGGGUCCCUUAGAAGCUGCAGAAGCAGAAGGGAAAGCUUUGAAGCGAGCUGCAGCACAAGAAUCUUGCAGGUUAUCGUGGAACAAUGCCAAGCAACUGUAUGAGCUGCAUCAUCCAUCGCUUACCAAACUCCCACCUCCAGCCCUUGUCGGUGCGGCAGGUAUCCCAUUAUCUCCCGUGAGGUCAAUGUAUUCCGGACUCCUUCACAUCUCUGUUUCGACGCCGUCGAAAGAAUCAGAUUCUAGACAACCUCCAACAAUUCUUGUGACUACUCCAAUGUCGGCCAAUGCGGUUGAAGGCGCCAACAUGGCCGCCACGCCUCGGACGUCGACCCUCCCUUUGACCGAUGCUGACGAACCCCUAGCAUCACUGGAUCUGUGCACGCUGACCCUCUCUAUUUCCGCGGCUGCCAUUAUCGCCACAGUCCCAUCGUUGUAUGCAAUAGACUCCCUUGUCACGGCAAUGCUGGCCGUUGCCGUCUCGGACGAGUCCACAAACACCGUCCUCACAGACAUGGAGCUCUACGACCCAACCAAGGAAGCACUAUCCAAACGAUCAUCCGCAGAUAGCAACAUAAAAAGCCACGCCGAGCACGAGGACGCCAAGGAAGGCAUGCAACUGAUGUCCAAGAUCCGAUCCGCAAGAUCGCAAUGCGCCGACUCCACCCAGAGAAAAUGGUUCCAUUUCUGGGGCCCACCGAAGCCCGCAAAGCCCAAGACCAAGAAAAUCAUGGUCGAGGAAUUCGACCUAGAGAAGUAUGGACGCUACGGCGACGGCUCCUCGCGGGCGGGACAGAAGCUCCCGGGCUUGACGCGGGGAUGCUUACGCAUGCUCUUCUGGGGGCUGGAUCUUCUUGUGCGCGUACUAACCAUGCUGGUAAAGAUAAUCGCCUGGUUGCUGGUCAAUACCACCCGGUGUGCCACCAGCGUGAAAGCUUAA